AUGUCAGCUGCCGUUGCUGCUGCUUCAGCAGCCGCCAACCGUCGCAACUCCGCCACCACCACAGCGAAAAAGACCAACUACACUACUCCCAACAAUUAUUACCUAUCGCUCUCAGCAUCACCACCGUGCAACAACCGCUACGAGAUUUAUAAAUGCCAGGACUGGAACAAAUUCCUACACUACUUGAAGAAUUACAGCCAAGGCCGCGGCCAGCCUCCUUUGUCUGUGCGUCGGUGCAGCGGGUCCCAUGUGCUUGGAUUUCUCAAGUACCUGGACCAGUUCGGUGGAACCAAAGUUCAUAAGAUGAGUUGUGAGUAUUAUGGACAAGCUUAUUCCUCGGUCGCAUGUUCUUGUCCGCUCAAGGAGGCGUGGAGCAGCCUCCAAGGCGUUGUCGGACGCCUUCGUGUCGCCUUUGAGGAGUACGGUGGCUCACGCGAGACCAACCCGUUUGGUUCACCGCUUGUGUGGUUGUAUUUAGAGGAGGUUAAAGUUGCUCAAGCUAAAGCUCGAGGAUGCCGAAACGAAGAAAACAUUUAUGGCUACUUAACACAAAUGAAUUAUCGUAAAAUCAAAAUCUCGAUUUGA
This is a messenger RNA of Daucus carota subsp. sativus, 585 nucleotides long. Its product is annotated as protein LIGHT-DEPENDENT SHORT HYPOCOTYLS 5. Lineage: Eukaryota; Viridiplantae; Streptophyta; Magnoliopsida; Apiales; Apiaceae. The coding region runs from base 1 to 585 and encodes 194 amino acids. Gene Ontology annotation, biological process: mRNA transcription; response to light stimulus. The transcript has a single exon. The record is from RefSeq and is a predicted model, not a curated record. Gene Ontology annotation, cellular component: nucleus.